ACUGUUUUCAUAUGCCAAUCAAGGCCCAACUGAAAAAAAUGUAUUUAAUACAAACUAAGAAACGUACAACAAAACCCUUCCUCAAGCAAGGUCAAUUGAAUCCAGACAAAAGAAGAGAAAAAAACAUUUGUAAUAAUAGUUUCUUGCUUAGCUGAACUAACCCACAUAUAGUAGACGUGUAGAGCUUGUAUAUGUGAUUAUUAGGUAAGGGAAGGUGAGACUGCAACCCAAAUCACCUCCUAUCCUAUGAGCAACAAAGAGAGUCCCUUAGACAAAGCCCUAAAAAUGAAGAUUCUAAGGCUAUUAAUAUGUUAUCCAAGGCUUUCUUGUAAAGCUUCUCAAUUCAUACUUUUGAGGAAGAAGAACAUCAAUCAAUAUUAAUGGCAGACCACCAAAGGAUCCAUCCUUCUGUGGAUGUGGAAGCACCACCAACAGCACCUCCAGUGGCGCCUCAUCCUCCAUCAACCUUGGAGAAAGGUACUGCAAUUCAGCGUAGUUCUUCUCAGUUGCAGCCUAGAGCUGUCCCUGUGAUCCCUGCAAUGCCACCAAAGAAUAGAAGCUGUUGCUGCAAAUGCAUAUGCUGGACGGUGAGCCUCAUUGUCCUCCUGCUGAUUAUCAUUGGGGCCACCAUUGGCAUUCUCUACCUGGUUUUCAAGCCAAAGCUUCCCAACUACUCCAUUGAUAGCUUAAGGAUCAGUGACCUCCGGCUCAACUUUGAUAUGACACUGUAUGCUAAAUUUGGUGUGAAGAUCACAGCCAACAAUCCAAACAAGAAAAUUGGAAUUUACUAUGAGAAAGGUGGACGGUUGAGUGUUUGGUACACAAAUACACAGCUUUGUCAAGGGUCACUGCCAAACUUCUAUCAAGGACACCAGAACAAAACUGUACUCAACGUCGCCUUGACUGGCCAAACAGAGUCCGGAAACACUCUGAUGAGAGCACUGCAGGAUCAACAACAAACAGGGCGCAUCCCCUUGGAUCUCAAGGUUGAUGCACCAGUAGCAAUCAAACUCGGAAGGUUAAAGUUGAGAAAGGUUAGGAUAUUAGGAGGAUGCAUGCUGGUGGUUGAUAGUCUAACUUCUAAUAAUCUCAUCAGCAUAAAAGCUAGUAACUGUAAAUUCAGAAUGAAGCUUUAAGUUCCAUCCUUCCAGUUUUCUGAUUCAACUGGGAAGCUAUAGAAUUUUCAUACAUCAUUAUAUUAUUUUAGGGAUACAAUAUUUUUUUCUUGAUAAGUUUUGGUAUUUGUUCUGCCAUUUCAGAUUGGAAGCUUGUUGCUUUUCCAUUUCAUACAUUAGCAGCAAUAAUUUCUCUUAUGGUUUCUAUUCCUUUCCUAGAACAGCUGGAUAGCUGAAUCUAAAUCUCAUUUUCUUCUGAUGCUGUAAACAAGAAAUACUUGAACAAUAAUUUAUUUUUCAGUUUUUUCUGUAUUA
This is a messenger RNA of Ziziphus jujuba (common jujube), 1430 nucleotides long. Its product is annotated as NDR1/HIN1-like protein 6. Lineage: Eukaryota; Viridiplantae; Streptophyta; Magnoliopsida; Rosales; Rhamnaceae. The coding region runs from base 381 to 1136 and encodes 251 amino acids. Gene Ontology annotation, cellular component: plasma membrane. The record is from RefSeq and is a predicted model, not a curated record. The transcript has a single exon.